AUGCCUUUGUUUUUCAGUACAAGAAUUCACGACCACUGUCUCCCCAUCCACAAUAACCACCUCUACUAUCCAACAGCAUCCCCAACAGCUGCUUCUACAGCAUCCCCAACAGCAUCCCCAACAGCAUCCCCAACAGCUGCUCCUACAGCAUCUCCAACAGCAACUCCAACAGCAGCUCCAACAGCUGCUCCAACAGCCACUCCAACAGCAGCCCCAACUGCACCUCCGACAACUGCUUCAACCAACCCACCAUCGUCAAGUGAGGGCAGUCUGGGUCUAACAUUCAGUCUGAACCAGAAUUUCAAUGCAGAUCUGUCUAAUUCAUCAUCUGCAGCAUUCCAGAAACUUGCUACCACUGUGAUAACUGAGAUAAACAACAUUUACAAGAAGAAAUUUGCAAGGUUUCUCCGUGCCAUCAUCAACAGAUUCAGGAGUGGAUCCGUUGUUGUUGAUAUGACACUCGUGUUCCAGAAUGAGUUGUCAGUUCCCUCUGCAAAUGAAGCAGAAUCAACUCUGAAUACAGCUCUCACCGCUAACUCCACUUCCCUAAACAUUAUUCCAGACAGUGUCAGUGCUCGAGGCACAACUACAACAGCAGCUCCAACCGCAGCC
Molecule: messenger RNA, 612 nt
Organism: Hypomesus transpacificus
Lineage: Eukaryota; Metazoa; Chordata; Actinopteri; Osmeriformes; Osmeridae
Product: endoglucanase-like
Exons: 5
Source: RefSeq, a predicted model, not a curated record